Molecule: messenger RNA, 1782 nt
Organism: Daphnia pulex (common water flea)
Lineage: Eukaryota; Metazoa; Arthropoda; Branchiopoda; Diplostraca; Daphniidae
Gene: Cdc5
Product: cell division cycle 5-like protein
Biological process (GO): regulation of transcription by RNA polymerase II; mRNA splicing, via spliceosome
Cellular component (GO): spliceosomal complex; Prp19 complex
Molecular function (GO): DNA-binding transcription factor activity, RNA polymerase II-specific; RNA polymerase II transcription regulatory region sequence-specific DNA binding
Source: RefSeq, a predicted model, not a curated record
CACUUGGCAAAGCUCAUGCCUACCCAGUGGAGAACAAUUGCUCCUAUGGUUGGCAGAACUGCCGCUCAAUGUCUUGAACGUUAUGAAUACCUUCUUGAUCAGGUUCAAAGAAAAGAAGAUGGUGAGGAACCUGGAGAUGACCCACGUAAACUUCGUCCUGGAAAAAUUGACCCAAAUCCUGAGACUAAGCCAGCUCACCCAGAUCCCAAAGACAUGGAUGAAGAUGAAUUAGAGAUGCUUUCAGAAGCCAGAGCUAGGUUAGCCAACACUCAGGGUAAAAAAGCUAAGAGAAAAGCUAGAGAGAAGCAAUUGGAAGAAGCCCGAUGACUCGCUGCUUUACAAAAGAGACGUGAGUUGCGAGCUGCCGGCAUGGGCGUUCGUCGUGGAGCUCUCUAUCACAACCGCCGUAAGCGCGGGGUUGAUUACAAUGCCGAAAUUCCAUUCGAAAAGCAGCCAGCUAUUGGAUUUCACAACACAGCAGAAGAACAGUUUGAUCCUUUCGCACCGAAUUUCCAUAGACUCCGUCAUCAACAACUGGAGGGUGAGCUACGCUCAGUCAAGGAAGAUAGAGAACGUAAGAAGGACAAGGACCGACUCAAGCAGCGGAAAGAGAAUGAAGUGCCAUCGGCUUUGCUACAAGGAGACCAACCGGCUGCGAAACGUUCAAAGCUUGUUCUCCCAGGGCCACAGAUUUUUGAGAGAUCUGAUCAAGUAGUUAAAUUGGGCAGAGCUUCAGAAGCAGCCCAAGAUGCAGCUCGUGAGACAGGCCAAAGAGUCUCUGACACACUUUUGGCCGAUUAUUCCCUAACGCAGAGUGGGGGAUUACGAACACCACGAACUCCAGCUCCCGCAAUGGACAAGAUUUUGCAAGAAGCCCAAAAUCUGAUGGCUCUUACUCAUGUCGAAACUCCAUUGAUGGGUGGAGCUAACGCACCGUUGGUCAAUCCUGAUUUUAGUGGAGCUACUCCAAGCAAAGAGGGAGUCGCAACGCCAAAUACACUGCUUUCGACACCAUUCCGCACUCCAGGUCCUGCCAUCGCAGGUUCUGCCACCCCUGGCAUGUUGAGCAUCACUUCAGGAGCUACACCACGUACUGGAACUUUACCUGGUGCUACUCCAUUAGUACGAGAUAAACUAAAUAUCAAUCCAGAGGAGCCUACGGAAGUGAUGCAACGAACACUCAAGGAGCAGCUCAAAAGAGGCUUGAGCACACUUCCAGUUCCCAAGAACGAUUAUGAAAUUGUAGUACCAGAGGAAGAAAUGGAUACGGAGUCUGGAACACCCGGUUAAGGGGAAUUGGCCGGAACUUACAUCUCUUUUGAGGAUCAGGCUGAUAUUGACGCUCGUAUUGAAGCUGAGCGCAAAAAGCAAAGGGAGGCUGAACUGAAAAGACGGUCCCAAGCGUUGCAACGAAGCCUACCGCGCCCUCACGAAGUUAACAAUGCAAUUUUAAGACCGGCAGAGGAACUUAUUAAAAAAGAAAUGCUUACGAUGAUGCAUUACGAUUCAAUUCGCAAUCCAGUCAAUCUCUCAACAGAAAAAGGUGGUGGUCUUUCAAAGAAGAUUAUCGAGACUAGCCAAAAUUUUUUAAGCAAUAAUUCCUACCAAGAAUUUGAGGACAAGGAUAUUGAUCAGGCCAAGGAGUUAUUGAAAGUAGAAAUGGAGAAGGUAAAGGCUGGUAUGGGCCAUGGAGAUUUGACAAUGGAAGCGUACACUCAAGUUGGGGACGAGUGUUUAUCACAAGUGUUAUUUGUCCCGUCUCAAAACCGAUACACCAGGUAA